Cucumis melo (muskmelon) is the source of this 4846-nucleotide messenger RNA. RefSeq names its product DNA repair protein REV1. Gene Ontology annotation, biological process: error-prone translesion synthesis; error-free translesion synthesis. The transcript has 24 exons. The record is from RefSeq and is a predicted model, not a curated record. Gene Ontology annotation, cellular component: nucleus. The coding region runs from base 71 to 3577 and encodes 1168 amino acids. Gene Ontology annotation, molecular function: damaged DNA binding; DNA-directed DNA polymerase activity; deoxycytidyl transferase activity. NCBI's taxonomy places the organism in Eukaryota, Viridiplantae, Streptophyta, Magnoliopsida, Cucurbitales, Cucurbitaceae.
UUUUAAAUGGUACAUAGCCUAACUUACACUUCCUUCCUCCACACUCUUCGCUUCGCUCCUCCCCGAAAAGAUGAAUUCUGAUUCCUCUCGUUCGGCUAAUUCCUCCGCCCAGAGAUCCAAGCGAAUUCUCGACAAUUCAUCUCCCUCGAACCCUUCCGGUACCGGUGGCAACAAGAAGAAACGGAUCAACCAGAAAACCCUAGGCGUCGCAUGGGGAGCCAAUUCCAUUUCUUCCUCUCGCAAAUCUCCCUUUUCAGAUUUUGGAAGUUAUAUGGUAGAGAAGAACAGAAAACUGCACAAUCAGUUUAACUUUGAUGCUUCAAGUGCUUCACAUAGUGGUGUGAACUCAGGAAAUCAAAUAUUUCAGGGUGUGUCUAUCUUUGUUGACGGUUUCACGAUUCCUUCCAGUCAGGAAUUGCGGGGUUAUAUGUUGAAGUACGGUGGAAGAUUUGAGAAUUAUUUUUCAAGACGUAGUGUUUCUCAUAUUAUUUGCAGUAAUUUACCGGACAGUAAAAUAAAGAAUCUCAGGUCCUUCAGCCGUGGACUCCCAGUUGUAAAACCCACAUGGAUCUUGGACUCUGUUGCUUCUAAUAAGCUAUUAAGCUGGGUUCCUUACCAACUUGAUCAGCUUGUAAGUAAUCAACCAAGAUUAUCAGAAUUCUUUUCUAUGAAAAAAGGUCCGACAGUGGAGAAACCCAAAAUUUGCAUGACUUCUGAAAAGAAAUAUGAAACAGAAGAUUCACUGUCCUCGGUGGCUAUGAAUUUGAAGGAUACCACUGUGUUGGAAGUGAAUGAAUCGAUAGGAUAUAGAGCAGAGAUGCAUUCUGACUCAGUAAUGAAUCUUCAAGUCAAUGCAGAUGCUGAAAUGAAUGAGAAGUCAAGUGAUGAUUUAGAGGCUGCCAAACUGAAGGAUACAAGUAUAUCUGAUGUAGAUGUAUCUAUUGAAUAUAAACCACACUUUUGUGAAAGUUUUGAGAUGCUUCCUCAAAAGGAUGCUGAUGUAGAAGUACACAAAGGACCAAGCAAUGAAAAAUAUAAUUACGUAGAUGAAGAACCAGGAAUUGUUGAUGUGGGUCAGAGCAGUGAAGAAAAUAUAUCUAGUUUUCAUGGUUUGUCUGCAUCAACACACAAUGGUAGCUCCAAUAGUUAUCAUAGUGAUGGAUCAUCAAGUUCCAUGGCGGCUGGGUCUUCUAAGCUGCAGCAUUCAACACUAGAGAAUCCAGAUUUUGUGGAAAAUUAUUUCAAGAAGUCAAGGCUGCAUUUCAUUGGAACUUGGAGAAAUCGUUAUUAUAAGCGUUUUCCGCGGUUAGCUAAUGGGUCCAAUUCUGUGACUUCUCAUAUCAAUGGUUCUUCCCACCAUCAGUCUGCCACUAUUAUCCAUGUUGACAUGGACUGCUUUUUUGUCUCGGUGGUUAUUCGAAACAUUCCAAAAUUUAAGGAUAGGCCUGUAGCUGUAUGCCACUCAGAUAAUCCUAAAGGAACUGCAGAAAUUUCAUCUGCAAACUACCCUGCUCGAAGUUAUGGAGUCAGAGCAGGAAUGUUUGUUAGAGAUGCAAAGGCUCUUUGUCCCCAUCUUGUUAUUUUUCCAUAUGACUUCAAGUCCUAUGAGGGGGUAGCCGAUCAGUUCUAUGAAAUAUUGCACAAGCAUUGUGAGAAAGUGCAGGCUGUAAGUUGUGAUGAAGCAUUUUUGGAUAUAUCGGGCACAAACAAUGUAGAUCCUGAGGUAUUGGCUUCCAAAAUAAGAAAAGAAAUCUUUGAUACAACAGGAUGUACUGCAAGUGCUGGAAUAUCUACAAAUAUGCUAAUGGCUCGCCUUGCCACUAAAACUGCAAAACCGGAUGGUCAGUGUUACAUUCCUUUAGAGAAGGUUGAUGAUUAUUUAAAUCCGCUUCCUAUCAAGGACCUUCCUGGAAUAGGGCAUGCCUUAGAGGAGAAGCUGAAGAAAAGAAGUAUUUUGACUUGUAGUCAGCUGCGUAUGAUAUCCAAGGACUCUCUUCAAAAGGACUUUGGAUUAAAAACGGGGGAAAUGUUGUGGAAUUAUAGUCGAGGGGUGGACAAUCGUGCAGUUGGGUUGAUCCAGGAAAGCAAAUCCAUAGGAGCUGAAGUGAAUUGGGGUGUUAGGUUCAAGGACUUCAAAGAUUGUCAAUGCUUUCUCUUGAACCUUUGUAAGGAGGUUUCAUUACGGUUGAAUGGAUGUGGAGUGCAGGGACGCACCUUUACCCUCAAGAUAAAAAAACGAAAAAAAAAUGCUGAUGAACCCACAAAGUAUAUGGGCUGCGGAGAUUGUGAAAACUUGAGCCAUUCAUUAACGGUUCCUGUUGCCACUGAUGAUCUGGAAAUUCUUCAAAGAAUAGUAAAGCAACUUUUCGGGUUUUUUGUCAUAGAUGUCAAAGAAAUUCGAGGUAUUGGUUUACAAGUUUCGAAACUUCAAAAUGUGGAUAUCUCUAGGCAGGGGACGAAAAGAAAUUCUUUGGACUCAUGGCUCAGUUCAUCUGCAACUACAAACGUAGAAAAUGUUAUUGGUCCUUCGGUGAAGGAAGUGGCUAAUAUAGAUAAUGAGAAACAGAGCAACUCUGGAACUUUAGAUCAGUUAUCUACUGAUCCUAUAAGCCAUCCGAUUCAGAUGGAGAACAACCAGCACCAUAGUGAAGCUUUGAACCCAGUUUCACCUCCACCUCUUUGCAAUCUGGAUAUUGGAGUUAUAAGGAGCUUACCUCCUGAACUAUUUUCAGAGUUAAAUGAAAUUUACGGUGGGAAACUAAUUGAUCUCCUGGCUAAGAGCAGAGACAAAAAUGAAGUUUUCUCCUCUUCUAUAAGGGUUCUGUCUCAAGGAUCACAAGGUGAUGGACUUACUUUAUCGGAUAUCCAAGGAAACAAAGUACAGUCCGAAAAUAAGCAUAUUGUUGAUCGUUCACCACCUGCACAGAUUUCUGGGGAAGGAUUGUGCAAUUUGGUGGCUCCUCUUACCACCUCUGGAUCUCAUAGAAUUGAUUUACUACCUUCAUCUCUGAGUCAAGUAGAUCCAUCGGUAUUACAAGAGUUACCUGAACCACUGAGGGAUGACAUACUUAAGCAGCUCCCAGCUCACAGGGGAAAGGAGCUUUCUUUGGAACAUGCAGUCAAAAAUCAUCGGGAAUCAGGCAGUGCUGUUGAGAAUACAUCUGGCUCACUGGAUCCUUUGAUGGAAAACGAUCUUUGGUCUGGGAACCCACCUCUAUGGGUUGAUAAAUUUAAAGCCAGUAAUUGCUUGAUAUUAGAACUUUUUGCAGAGAUCUAUACCGAAUCAGGAUUACCGGGAAAUCUAUAUGGGAUUUUGCUAAGGACUUUAUCUCAGUCUUGGCAUCCUUCAGCUGCAGAUUCUGAUGGUUGGGAUGGUGCUAUCUAUGGCUUAUGUGAACUUCUUAAGCAGUACUUUAAGUUAAAGAUAGAGUUGGACAUUGAGGAGACCUAUGUUUGUUUUCGUCUUCUUAAGAGGUUAGCAAUGAAGUCCCAGCUGUUUCUGGAAGUCUUCAACAUUAUUGAUCCAUACCUUCAGGGGGCAGUCAAUGAAAUUUACGGUGGAAGUUUGAAGGUGUAGACCCAUCACGCGUAGUGUUUGCUUGACCAGAUGGCGUUGAGAUGGAAAUUAGGUUAAAUGCUCACAAAUUUGAAGUGCCAGCGCUCUAUCAAGCUCGGUAUAAAGAAGUUCCAGCAUAUGGAAUACAAAACUAAGUUGUGGAGAAAAAAUUCUCAGCCGUUUCAGAAAUUUCCUUUGGCAUGGCAACAAAGACGGGGUUUCCAUCUCACUUAAUGAAAAGAGGUUAAACUCCCUAUCGAAGUAGGUGGUCUUCACAUUUGUGAAUUAAAAGCACAAGAAUCAAGCCUUUCUAGCAAAAUGAAUUUGUUACUUCGAAGCAGAAAAAGGGCCACCUUGGAGAAGCAAAUAGUUAUUGCUGCCAAAUAUGGUACCCCCACUCUUAUCACAAGUCUGGUUAUAUAGCAAAUAUAAUUAAAUUUAUCCUAACCCGUCGAUUUAAGUUUUUGGAUUGAGUGGUGAUUUACAAGGUAUCAAAGAGGGAGCAAAAGCAAGAACUAUUGGUGUUUGAACUUCUGUAGUAUCAUUUCAGUUGGGGAGCGAUUUAAUAAAAACAAAUCAAAAUCGGAAACAGACCCAUGCAGUUCGAGAAGCUUGGAAUAAUUCUUCUGCUUGCUGAGAUUUAGGCUAUAGGAUGAACUUAAAGGAAGAAGAAAUCGUAGGAUUGGCACCGUUGUCCCGCCUCCCAUCAGCCAGAUGUUUAUUCACUCGGGAGAACUUUUGGGUUUGGAGAAAGGACUUAAACGGAGCUUUCACCAAUCAGUCUUCAACUCCAGACCAUGCUUUUGCUUCUGUGGCCCAAAAUACAUAUCACCCAUUUAUUUGGAGAUUUGGUGGCGAAAAUGUCGAGUAAAGGUCGAAGAUCAUAAAUCCCACCACUCAAGGGAGCAAAGGAGGAACAAAGUUGUCAAUUACGUCCCAAAUCCAAUUAGGGAAGCCAUAGUUGCCAACACCUCAAUUCAACUUCCUAAAUGCUACACAAAAGAACCAAAACCAGGUAGAAACCAUGCGACAAAAUGAGCAACUUGAUUUCGAGCACGAAAGAAAAAGAGACAUUUCCCAACUGCCUAGCUAGCAACAAUAGAACUCUUCAAUUAUAUUUUGCUUCAGGUUGGCAAAUAUUUUACUUCAAAUAUUCAAAUCAGACAAGAAGCACGCCUUUGGUAAGCCCUUUAAUUCUUGUACAUAUAUAUGUAUCAUACAAGCAUUUACAAACAAAAUUAGAAUGAAGAAAUAUUUAUCAAACAAGUUUAUGUUUUUUCCAACAAGAAA